Messenger RNA from Linepithema humile (Argentine ant), 2333 nucleotides. Lineage: Eukaryota; Metazoa; Arthropoda; Insecta; Hymenoptera; Formicidae. The record is from RefSeq and is a predicted model, not a curated record.
AUAUAAUAUAAUAAGACGGACAAACAUACUGAGAAAUUUACAGAUUACGUCAGAGUUACAUCGAUAGAAAAAUAAACCGAUUAAAAGAUUUAAUUAUAUAAUAAUCUGAUCAUGAAAGUAACAGGAAAAUUUGUAUAUGGCUUCCCUAUUUGAAUACCAUGUUUACUCGUUUCUGCAGCACAUAUUACUAGAAAGAGCAGCGUAUAAGACAUAUUUCUUUAUCUAUGAAUAACAGAGAGAUUUUUGACGAAUAGAAGAAUUGAUUAACAGUUAAUUGAUUGAAGUUAUAUAUAAAAUUAAUUGGUGAUUUAAAAUCGUCAAUAAAAUGCAACCCAAAAGAUUAAACUUAGUUGUUUCAAAUAAAAUAACGCAAAGAAUCAAAGAUUAUCAAAAGUUAUUCGAAAUUGUGUUAAAAAUUCAGUUAAAAAAAAAGUUUGCCGGUCUGUUGAAAGGCACAGAUUCUGUUUGGGCUGCCGAAGACAUCGUUUCUCUGUCCAUUAUCAAUGUCUUGAUGAUAUUGGAGAACACGCAAAAUACGAACGUGAUUUUCCUGGAGGAUCUCAGGAAUUUGAUAAAUAAUCGCAUUGUUUCGAAGGCUGUCGGCACAUCGCUUGAAAAGUUGCUCUAUCGUCGUAACCAAAAAUUCGGUUACUAUUUUUGGGAGAAAAGUGAGGAAAUCGACCUGAAAAAUAGAAUCAGAUGGUUAGAAUGCGAGAACGCUAAUUGCGAUGGGUCUUGCGAAGAUAUCUUCAGUGAAACUUUUAGGAGAAAUUUGGGAAACGUGUGUAAUAGACCGUUGCCCGAUGAUAACAUGGCUGCAUGGGAGUGUCUCGUUGGAAAACGUUGCACGAGAUCCAGAUCUUGUGUCGAAGAAGGCUGUUUGCUCCCCGAGGAGCACUUGAACACCGAUCUCAGCAAGAUUCCUGUAAUAUUUCGUGUUCAUCAUUCUUUGGGCGAUGUAGCUCUUCUACAAGUAUUGCUUAAAGCGAUUUCUGAGGAAAGUGAAGUAAAGAUGGCAAAAAUAAAGUUUGAUGACAGCAUCUCGAUAAACAAGAAUGAAAAAGAUUUUAGAGAAAUUAUUUCACCGUCGCGUAAUUUGGGAAAGAUUCUCCAAGGUGAGAUGGAGGUUGCGCGAUUCUGUGAUAAGGAUAUUUUCGUUGCAUCUGUACCAUUUAUUUACAUACCGUUGUCACAAAUUUUGAAAGAUCUACGAAGUCAUUUUUGCGCGUUAUUGAAAUUUUCUGGGAAUGUAACGAUCGAUUUGCUGAAGCGGCAAAUGAAAAUGUGGAUCGAUUAUACGUGGUUAAAUUUCAAAAAUCUAUUGAAACAAUUGUGUAAGAAAGUUAUAAAAGCCAUGCGAUUGACGAUGAUUUUACUUUCUGCUCCACAAUGUUUAAUUCAACAGACUAUUCGUAGUAUGGACGAAAAUGCUUUACAUGGCUCAUCCCAGACAGGUGAAAAGUUGGUAUCCUACUGGUUAGAGGACGACGUCAACAAAUCACAGAAACUUUUGAUGAAAAUCCGUGAAAUAAAAAACAUUACAGGGGCCAGAUUCGGAGAUAUAAUAUUAGCAGCUUUCUCUGCCAGUGUGCACAAAUAUCAUCUAUGCAUCAAUAAACCAGCACCUGAUGCAUUAACAGUUAUCAUACCAAUAAGAAUGACUAUGCCUGAUGAAAAUAUAACAUUGGAUAACAAAUUCUCACUUGCUUAUCUACAAAUAUGUAUUUCCAACGUAAACGGACAAACAAUUACAGAGCCACAUAAGGAUUCUCAAUUUUUCAAACGUCUUCAGGACAUCACCAGAGCACAUAAUGAGCUCAGAAGAGGACCAAACAUUUUGCUUAAUUCUUGGGUUAUAAAAUAUCUAUCCGCAAUAUUACCGGCAAAAAUUUUAAAAGCUCUUCUUUCAAGUCUUUCUUUUAGCACAAUGGCAUUCAGCAAUAUGUGCGGGCCACAAAAAGUGCGUAUUCUGAAUAACACUUUGAGCAACAUGAUCUUCUGGAUACCAAACAAGGAUAAUACCGCUCUUGGUUUUUCUUUGCUAAGCUACGGAGACAACUUACAUCUAUCUUUAAUAGCUGAUAAGUCAAUAAUAGAAGAUGAAAGACUUUUUAUGGAAAUUUUAGAAGAUACUGUGCGCGAAAUAGAUAUUGCAUAUAAUAGCAUUACACAUGCUUUUAUGAAUCAUUAGAUUUUCCUGUAGAAACACCUAUGAAAAAAGAUAUCGGUGUGUUAUAAGAAAGAAGUGAGAGCACGACUGGAAACUUCUUUUACGUUUUUACUUUUUUUAAAUAAGUUAAUAUAUAAAUAUAUUAUGUGCAAUAAUGUGUGUG